Dicrocoelium dendriticum is the source of this 2256-nucleotide messenger RNA. Lineage: Eukaryota; Metazoa; Platyhelminthes; Trematoda; Plagiorchiida; Dicrocoeliidae. The record is from the annotation of a GenBank genome assembly.
AGCAGUAUGAAUUUUUUUGGAUUAUUAGCAGCAUUCUGUCUUGCUGAAUGUAUUCGGUGACUUCACUUUAAUGGUACGAAGUACCCGUUUCGAUAACAACUAUUUCGAUGACUACAAUGGGACUCAAGACGGCGACUGGAGUGUGGUCAACGAAACCUGUAGCCAGUUUUGCUAUCACAACGGGUCUUGUUUUCACAAAGCCGGCCACCUCAACUGCACUGCUGUCGGAAAAUCACUGAUGUACAACAUUCAGUUUAAUAUUUACCUCAUCGGAUACGCUCUUUCAAUUAUCGUUUUAAUCGUGAGUAUCUUUAUUUUACAACACUUUCGGAGUUGCUGGGAAUUUUCAGCGGACGUUAUCGAAGGCUGCGCGACGAUCUCAUAUUAGCGUAUCAGAUAUUGAGUGACCCCAACCACGUAUGCCGCCAUUUGCUGAAACUUAGCCACAACACGCAGCUCAGGGAGUGUCGACGGAAUUACAUUUCCCUUCGAGUUUGCAAACCAUGGAACGCACUCUCAGACUCAGUAGUAUCCUCUCCUACCCUGGAUGUUUUCAAAAAACGAUUAGAUGUUGCUCUCAGCUCCCAACAUUUUAUUACCUAAGCUCCUCUGUUGUGGAUUACGCCAAGCAUGUUUUCAACAGGACUAAUGUAUCAAAUGGACCUAACUCCUUACGGUGCGUUCGCAACCACAUCCAUACACAUUUUAUGUGUUCAAUACUGGUCCGAGGAAUAACGUGGAUUACAUCCGUCGUGGUGGCAGUAGUACAGCCGCAGAUAGAUAUCUUGGACAACGUUAUGGUGACACUUCGUACUUUUAUAUUGUGUGCCGUGUACAGCUGGAUGUUGGUCGAAGGCAUUUAUCUUUUGAGCAUUUUGUACUGGACACUGACGGUGCAGAAUUGCAAAUUUGUCACAUUUUGUGCAAUUGGAUGGGGAUUGCCAACAGUGCUCGCUACCGCGUUCAUAGGAAUGAAACUUCUGUUGCAGCCAAGUCUUAAAUGGGAGGACGCAAAUAUGCUAGAUCCGGAAGGCCAAGUGGUGCUGGGAUCGAUAUUUGCAAUGCUGGCGGUGAACGUUCUAGUCACUGUGCUGACAAUGUACACACUGAUGACUAACACUCAUCGUCGAGCCAUCCGAAACCUAUCAAAUCACAGCGCCGCAUCAUCUUCGCAACAACACAUAAACCGACCAUCAACGGCUCCGGAAUCACCAAACGACUGUGCGCCGCAAACUACUCCCCGGGCACAAAUCUCAUCACCCCGAACAACAUUUGGCCAAGGUUACAAAAUUAAGAAACUGAGUGAUGAACACACUGAUUCAGCAGAUUACAAAGAUGGUGAGGAUACGAACAAAGGCAUAGAUACAACGCACUGGCUUGAUCAUCGAGAUACAACAAUCAUGGAAGGCCAAAUUAAUUCCAUCAGGUUUCGAAGAACUACACUGGAACCGUGGAAGGCAUUGAAAGCGCUUUUGGUACUAAUGCCUUUACUGGGCUAUCCGCAAAUAAUAUUCUUACGCAGUUACUUUGGAACAUUUGACUGGAUCUUCGAGUAUAUCAGUGCAGUGCUUAUUGGCACCCAAGGAUUCUGGGUAUCUGUUAUAUACUGUUUUGCAAAUUCAGAAGUGCAACGUGUAUUGAAGUUUCAUAUUGCAAAGGGUAGAUGCAGUGGUAGCCUAUCUGAAAAACUGAGACGAGCUGAUCGACUUCACCGUCAUACAAAAAUUGGAGGCCCGAACAACAGUGUUAUAAUCGAACUCUCAAGAAUCAGACCCUCAAGACUGAUCUGAUACGACGCAACUUCAUAUUCUUCGUAACGGGUAGCGCCAGUUUGUGACCCCAUGUCCAAGUGGUUGGUGAGCCAUGUUGACCUUUCAUCCCUUAAACAGUACUAUGAACUGAAAAUCAAUUGCAACCUGGCUUCUGUUUUCCAAUUUUCCCAGUGAACUGACGGAUAUAGAGGAUAGAGCUGAGAGUUGAGCUGAGUAACUCACGUUGCUAAACGCAAUGCGAAAGCUUUUCUAAUCUGCAUGCUCAUGUUUUUCGGAAAUGAACAUUCCAGAGUGUAUUAGUUGUGGUUAUGUUCCAUGUUCAUACACAGUCUCCAUAUUUUCUGCAUUAUUUGUAAGAAGGGUACAAAACCCCUUGUACAGAAGCGUAUUUUUGCAUGGAAAACAGAUUAUGAUUUCAAAUUGUUCAGAAUGUUAAAUUUCACAUUGUACAUUUCCAGAUUUACUUUUAAAGUGAAACUGACGU